This is a messenger RNA of Symbiodinium necroappetens, 1329 nucleotides long. The record is from the annotation of a GenBank genome assembly. NCBI's taxonomy places the organism in Eukaryota, Dinophyceae, Suessiales, Symbiodiniaceae.
AUGGCGGAACCUGCUGUGCACCAGCCACGCUACAGUGGCAGCCCGAAGUCUUUCCGAGCACCUUCUCAGUCAGAGCACCGCCUGUGGAAGGUGGGCGAGUAUGCCGUUGGAGUCAGGCUGUACUUCGACUUGCUCCUUCUGUUGGUCAUCGCCUUCGGUGCGCUGACAGCCACGACUUUGCCAUUCUUGCUGAUGUGCGCAUCCAGCUCCGGUGGAGGUCCCGUGUUGAAGCAGACUGACGACGUGUUGAGCACAUUGGCGAAGUACUCUGUGGGAAACCUCGUGAGGUCGCCGGCAGCGGAUGCCACGGUGCACAUAAUGAACGAGUUCUUCGGCUCCAUGGCGCAGGGCACCUGGCUGCUGGGCGUGCUGCUGCUGUACCGCUUCGUGCCGGUCAUCAUCCACCGGGCAACCUACACAACCAACAAUCGCAACCUGGCCAACCUGGCGAUUCAGGUCCGCGGUCUUCCCACCGAUUUGGGCUACCAUCACUUGGGCUACGAAGAGUUGCUUCGUGCCGCGGAGCACUUUCAGACGGUCGCCUACGAACAACCUCUGCGUGUGGAGUCUGCCUGUGUCGACUGCGAUGAUGUGUCCAGUGCAGAUGCAGAGAGUGAAAGCCGGCGCCAGUCGACGAAGGGCCGGCAGACCAUGAAAGUCAUGGCAGACAGUCUGUCGACAGACAAGACUGCAGUUGACACCAAGGGUGGCAAGCGAUUGGCCAAGCGGCAGACCUACUUGCUCUCAAUGAAUGAUCUGAUAGAGGAGCAGAUCCUUGAGAUUGAGACGGAGAGGGCGCUGCACUCUGACUUGAAGCCGGAAGAGCGCGAGGUCAUGGGUGCCUUCGUGGUGUUUUGGUGCCAGCGGACUCGAGAUGCUGUUCUGGGCCAGUACGGCUGGUCACGAGGAAGUAGCGAUGCUCCCGGAGUGAAGGACGUCACCGUUUACAACAAGAAACGCUUUCAGGGAGACUAUUCGAGGAUCAAGGGCAGAAGUGCCUUUAGGCCGACAGAUCCUGCUCUGAGAGAGCUUCUGGGCCGCCUCAACCUGCCAAAGCUUCGUUCCCGGUCCCAGGCUUUUCCUCUGAUCGUCGAGGCCACACAGGACCCCAGCCUGCAGCUGUGGCAGAACAUGGAUGUGAAGCCGUUGAUGCGGCUGGCCAUGGGCUGUGUGAUGAGCAUCUGCCGCUUCUUGGUCUUCAAUCUCAUCUUCAUCGUUUCCUGCGUUACCAUGUCUACGCACGUCUACUACCCCUUGUUUCUGCCAAUCGAUGCGAAGGUUUGGCUGAUUACGAACGUCUCGGAGCCCGUCGUCAGCUCCAGCGAUGAU